AUGUAUACUCUACCAAGCCUUCCCUGCGCUUUCCCAAACUGCUCUAUUCCGGAAUUCAUAGACUUGCCAGCCGUGUCCGCCCAUUUCACUAGAGUGCUGUCAUCCCCCAGCAAGGAUGAUUUCACGCCAGACGCGAUAUGGAGAGACAGCUUCGCCAUGACCGGCACACUCCGCACCUUCUACUCCUCAGACUCCGUUCUAGAAGCGUGGGCGAACACUUCGAAGACACACCAUCCUUCGAACUUUUGCUCUUUUGGCGAACCACAGAUUAUUCGCGCUCCGGCUGGCGCGGCGUGGGUCAAUUUCGGGUUCAACUUUCUGACGAAUGGGACACCGAAGACGACUUGUAGUGGAUUCUUGUCGGUUGUUCCGAUGGAAGAUGGAGAGUGGAAGAUCUGGAUGAUGAGGACGAUUCUUGAGCAGUUGGUGGGACAGCCGAGUGUUGAUGUUUAUUCGCCAGUCAAUCCAAUUUUGGAGAGCCCAGAAAGUUUCAAUGGUAUCAAGAGGGACUUCGAAUGUGUUAUCAUUGGUGGAGGACAGGCAGGUCUUGCUGUUGGAGGACGCUUGGCGGCUCUUGGAGUGACUUAUGUGAUCUUGGAGAAAUUCGACGAAGUCGGGGAUAACUGGAAGACGCGAUACGAUUCAACGAAAUCAGAUUCUUACGUUCACGAAGCUCAUUUGCCGUUUGAACGCACAUUUCCAAAAGAUUCCUAUCCGGAGUUCCUUACCAAAGAUAUGUUAUCUGUUGGGUACAAGAAAUGGGCGCAGACAUAUGGCAUUAAUAUCUGGUGCUCCACGAAAUUUCUGUCUGGGUCGUGGGACGCGGGACGAGAAACGUGGUCACUGAAUAUACUACGGCAUGGCCAAGACUCAACAAUUUAUUGCUCUAACGUGGUUUUUGCAACGGGUGCAGGCUCUGAUGUGCCCGUAUCACCGACUUAUGAGAACCAGGCGGCGUUCAAGGGCAUAACUCUCCACUCCGGGGCUUACAAAUCGGCGUCUGAAUGGAAGGGUAAACGUGGCGUUGUUGUUGGAUCAGCGAAUACUGCUCAUGAUGUGGCGGAUGAUAUGCUGGCGGCGGGCAUGGCAUCAGUGACGAUGGUUCAGCGAUCACCAACCUACGUAAUUCCCGCCGAACAUUACAAAGAAACCCAUGACAAAGUCUACAACACCCACGUCCCUACCGACAUAGCAGACCGAAUCUACUUCUCUAGCCCGGCAGCCCUAGGUAGAAUCAUGAGCAGAGCAAUCUUGCACUCCAAAGCCGCGCAAGAACCCGAACGCUUCGAUGCACUUGAGAAAGCGGGAUUCCUCUUCGACCGCGACGGCGAUAUCAUCUAUCAGAUAUUUGAGCGUUUUGGGGGGCAUUAUAUGGAUGUUGGGACUUCGGCGAGGAUAGCUUCUGGGCAGAUCCAGAUGAAAUCCGAUUCCCUCCCUAUCUCAUGGGUGGAAGAUGGCCUAGUCUGUAGCAACGGCUCCCACAUCCGCGCGGACGUCGUCGUCUUCGCAACGGGAUUCAUCGGCAACCUGCGUCUUCUUGUUGCUGAGCUCUUCGGGCACGGGGUCGCCGGUCAGCUUGAGGAUUUGUGGGGUUUGGAUGAGGAGGGGGAGUUGAAGGGUGCUUUUAAACCGUGUGGACAUCCAGCAUUCUGGUAUCAUGCGGGUGCGGUUGGGCAGGCGAGGUAUUUUUCGAGGUUUAUUGCGCUGCAGAUUAAGGCGAAGACGCUGGGGACGCCACUGACUGUAUAUGAUGGGACGAGACGUGCGGAGAAAGUCAGUAUGUAGAUUGAAGUCAUAGCAGAUGCUUUGAAUGAGACCCG
Hyaloscypha bicolor E is the source of this 1820-nucleotide messenger RNA. RefSeq names its product FAD/NAD(P)-binding domain-containing protein. The transcript has 10 exons. Gene Ontology annotation, molecular function: flavin adenine dinucleotide binding; monooxygenase activity. The coding region runs from base 1 to 1785 and encodes 594 amino acids. NCBI's taxonomy places the organism in Eukaryota, Fungi, Ascomycota, Leotiomycetes, Helotiales, Hyaloscyphaceae. The record is from RefSeq and is a predicted model, not a curated record.